AUGAGUUCCGUCAAUACGGCUUCCGCGGAGCUGCUUAAUACAGCCAUAAUACAAUCAAAUGCCUCUAACAUUGGCCGUUUAACGGAUGCUGAUGGGCGAUUCGUGCGCAUUGACUGGAGCUCUCCUGAUGAUCAGACUGAGUCGCUGCAGGAAAGGAACCAUAUAUUAUCUACCGCAAAUCCGGUUUUUGAGUACCAAAUUUACGUUUGGAUGAAACCAGCCUUAGUAAUUUCUACGAUGGACAAAGAAAACAGGCUCAUAUUAGUACAUUUUUUGUCAGAUACUUGGGUAUAUUUGACAGAUUUCCCCCCCAGGGCGGUGUUCACAGUGUGGGUCCGGCCGCGCACCAGAAAAGGUUGGGGUAUCUUCACAAAAGCAGUUUUUGAUUAUCCUCUUGCAG
Messenger RNA from Dicrocoelium dendriticum, 400 nucleotides. The record is from the annotation of a GenBank genome assembly. NCBI's taxonomy places the organism in Eukaryota, Metazoa, Platyhelminthes, Trematoda, Plagiorchiida, Dicrocoeliidae.